AUGCCACAACAAGACAACCUGUCAGAUUCCAACAGCACAGGCUCUGAUCCAUCAGUGUUCUUCCUGACAGGCAUCCCGGGGCUGGAAUCUCUGCACCUCUGGAUCUCCAUCCCCUUCUCCUCAGUGUUCACCGUGGCCCUUCUAGGAAACUGCACCCUCUUGUAUGUUAUCAAGACAGAGCCCUCCCUACACAAGCCCAUGUUCUAUUUCCUCACCAUGCUGGCCGUCAUCGACCUGGUUUUAUCCACAACCACCGUGCCGAAAAUACUGAGCAUCUUCUGGUUUAAUUCCAGGGAGAUCAGCUUAAACGGCUGCCUGGUGCAGAUGUUUUUCCUUCACUCGUUCUCCAUCAUGCAGACUGCUCUGCUGCUGGCCAUGGCCUUCGACAGGUACGUGGCCAUCUGCAACCCCCUGCGGUAUGACACCAUCCUGACCAAUUCAGUGAUAGCAAAGAUCGGGCUGGCGGCUUUUGCCCGGGCUGUUCUCCUAGUGCUCCCUCUGCCCUUCGUCCUCAGGAGGCUGCCCUACUGCCGGUCACACAUCAUCUCCCAUUGCUACUGUGAGCACAUGGCCGUGGUGAAGCUGGCCUGUGCUGACACCAGGUUUAAUAACAUCUAUGGGAUCAUUGUUGCUUUCUUCAUUGUGGGGCUGGAUCUGAUGUUCAUCUCCCUAUCGUAUGUCAAGAUCCUAAGGGCUGUCUUAAGCCUGGCAUCCAAGGAAGAGAAACUCAAGGCUUUUAGCACCUGUGUUGCCCACCUUUGGGCCAUCUUAGUGGCCUACACACCAGUGGUUCUCUCCUCAAUAAUUUACAGGUUCGGCCACCCAGUCCCCCCACACGUACACAUCCUGCUGGCCAAUUUCUACCUCCUCUUUCCUCCCAUGAUGAACCCCAUCGUGUACGGUGUGAAAACCAAACAGAUUCGUGACCGGGUGCUUCUCCUGUUCCGAUGGAAAAGCUUCUAGGCUGACCAGGAGGGGGCUGCUGAGUGAUCAGGAAGCAGAGGAGAGGUUUUCUGAGUAACUUAGACAGCAUGUUUCUGGGGGCUUUGUGUACGCUGGGAUGGGAACUCCACCUCCAACUCACAGGGAGCCAUACACCGUCCCCUACCCGAGCUUAGCGCUGCUGGCCAGAAGGUGAUCUUGGCCAUCUCCUUGUCCUCACUCGGCCCUGUGUGUGGAGUGUGGAGGAGUGUGAAGGCAGUGGCGAUGUCUGAACAUUUGAGAGCCUAUUCCAAGUUCUUUAACAAUAUCACUGUGAUGCUCUGUACCUCGGGAGAACACCCUGCACCCCCAUGUUCAUCCUUAUAGUAUGAUUGUGUGGUAUCUAAUGCAAAGUUUGUCAUGUCGGGUCUCUUUCGAAGGCUCAUGAUACACUGAGUAUGGUUGUUAUAGAAAUGUUAUAGGUUGUAAUUUCAUGUGUAUAGUUAUGAGACUGAAAAUGUGUCCUCGUGGCUUAAAACAAGCCCAGGCAAAACUCUCCAGGAGCAGAGGGGAACAUCACAGCGGCGCAGCGAGCAGGAUGUAUUUACAGCUUGUUACUCCAAGUGGAGUUCAAAGUUCAGGCACUGAUAUUUGUGAUUUUAAGUGAGUCUUAAGUGCAGUGACUAAGAACAGUCAGGAGGAGGUCACAGUUUUGUUAUUUUCUGUUUGUUUUUUUCGGGUGAGGAGAAAUAAGCACAAGAAACAGAAGAAUGAGGACCAGUGAGGCAGUUACAAAACUAGAGCUGGUCAGACUGGAAGCAGCAGAGAAGGAAAAGGACUGCGAGUUUCAAAUGUGGCAGGCAGAAAUGAGGCUCAGAGAAGAGGAGGCUGCACACAGAAGGGCUAUGGAAGAAAAAGAGAGAGAGAGAGAAACCCCCCGCUGGACCUGCUAGAGAAGCAGAACCAGAGGCCCCCGACCCCAACGACUCCCAUCACUCCAAAAAUCCACAAAUGGGAACACUUAUGUCCUGCAUCCAGUGAAGAGGACGAUAUUGCUGAAUAUCUGACUACCUUUGAAAGCUGUGUGCAAUACAUGAAAUCCCUGAUGGUAAGAGAGUUCCUACCCUGAUUGCGAAAUUAACUGGUAAAGCUCGAAAUGGAUUCAAUGGAAUGCCUAGUGAAGAUGCUUUAGACUAUUGUAAAUUUUAAAAUACUGUUUUGCGAAGUUUUCAGGUUACCCCUGAAACAUAUAGAAUUCAAUUUAGGACUCUUAAAAGGGCUAUUGGGAUGAGUCAUGGGGAAUAGGUAAACAAAAUGAAAGAUUUGUUGGGAAAACGGGGGAGGGGUAAAGAGGUGGCAAGUUUUGAAGGAACGCUUGAUCUUGUUGCGCAAGAGCAUUUCUAAGCAUAUGUAAGGCCGAAGUAAAGCCAUGUCUAUGGGAUAACAAUGUCAAGUCAGGGGAUGAGAUGGCUUUUUGAGCUGAUGCCUUUGAACAGACUCAGGCGGCUAUUGAGGGCAGGUCAC
Molecule: messenger RNA, 2445 nt
Organism: Chrysemys picta bellii (western painted turtle)
Lineage: Eukaryota; Metazoa; Chordata; Testudines; Emydidae
Product: olfactory receptor 52K1-like
Biological process (GO): G protein-coupled receptor signaling pathway
Cellular component (GO): plasma membrane
Molecular function (GO): G protein-coupled receptor activity; olfactory receptor activity
Source: RefSeq, a predicted model, not a curated record